AUUUUCUCCCUGUUAAAAAAAUAAUAAUAAUAAAACCAAACACAAAGGAAAAAAAAAGAAAAAGCAGUAUUCCACUUUCAACUUUCGCCAUCAACUCCCGAUUCAACUCGCAUAAAGAAAGGCUCUCCUUUGAUCGUCGCUCCAUUGAAGCUGCAGCGAAGUUUCUUUUAUAUAUUACCUUAUAAAAUUAAUUUCCGGUUUUUAUUAAUCGGAAGCGAUGCCUUCAGCCGUAUCGCAGCAGUGGCAAGAGAAGGCGACUGGUUUCUUUUCUUCCUCAGGGGUGAAACUGAAGGAAGCUAGCCACACGGCCGGAACAUUUGUCGGAGAAGUUGCCAAGGAUGCUAAAGGCAACGUCGCUGACGUGGCGGAACGAGUUGGUUCUAUGGUCAAAAGCCGAUGGGCGGUUCUCCGGCAGCCGGCGACAAGACAUGCUGUACAGGAAAGUCUUAUAUCGGCUGCUGCUACGACCGGAACCUUUCUGAGGAAAGGCAUCACCGGAACAAAAGACAAGGUUGUUGUUGGGAAAACAAAAGUUGAAGAGGUAGCAAAAAAGACGGCACAGAAAAGCAAGAUAAUUUUGACAGAUAUAGAACGAUGGCAGAAGGGUGUUGCCAGCACUGAUGUUUUUGGAGUUCCUAUUGAGGAUACUGUACAACGGCAGCAAUCCAACAGGCCCAUUCCGCUUAUAUUGGUGAAAUGUGCAGAUUAUCUCAUAUUAUCAGGUCUAAAUUCGCAAUACUUGUUUAAAGCUGAAGGAGAUAAAAAGGUCAUUCAGCAAUUGGUUUCUACAUAUAACCAAGAUUGCAAUGCUUCAAUACCAGAGGGUGUGAGUGCAAUUGAUGUAGCAGCUCUAGCAAAAUAUUACAUUGCUAGUCUUCCUGAGCCACUGACUACCUUUGAGCUUUAUAAUGAGAUCAAAGGUGCCCGCUCUAGCAUACAUGCUAUGAGAAACAUACUGAAGAAACUUCCUAGUGUAAAUUAUAUGACACUUGAGUUUGUCACUGCAUUGCUGCUUUGCGUUAGUCAGAAAUCAGUCCUUAACAAUAUGGAUGCCCGAAGCCUUGCUAUGGAAAUGGCUCCUGUUAUUAUGUGGGAGAAGGGUCAGAACCCAGAAUCUUAUAGGAAAUACUGGAGUCGUCCACCAAAAAGUCCUUCCAAGGGUAGCAUGGAUUCAACCUCUGCUUAUACUGCUUGGGACAUGCUUGCUGAUGACGGAGAAGAUAUGGAUGCUUCCUCCCACAUUCCUUUGGAUGAUGGCAUGCCAGUCGAUUUUGGUGCAAUUGAGGUUAUUCAAUGCCUCAUAGAACAACACAAUCCCAUAUUCACAGAUGCUAAUGAGACAGUCUGGUGAUGAUCGAGAAGAACCCCUUUCCUCAUGCCUUGUAAAAGGUGCCUGGCAAGAUCAAUCAUCUCUUGGGAUGAAAUUCAAAAAAUUUGGUCAAGAUGAUUAUUAUGCAGUGGAGGAUAUUUUGUUGGCAGCCAGAUCUGGGGAAGCAUGUGCAUCUGUUCCUGUACAUUUUAGUCAUUAGGGAGUUUCUUUUUAGUAAACUUGUAUUUGGAGAAAUAUUCAUUCUGCCUUUGCAACAUUGUCUAUUUUGGAUAGGAAAU
Theobroma umbraticum is the source of this 1608-nucleotide messenger RNA. Its product is annotated as small G protein family protein / RhoGAP family protein. The record is from RefSeq and is a predicted model, not a curated record. Gene Ontology annotation, biological process: signal transduction. NCBI's taxonomy places the organism in Eukaryota, Viridiplantae, Streptophyta, Magnoliopsida, Malvales, Malvaceae.